AUGUCCAGCACUACCCUUGGCGGCUUUUUGCCCCUUCGAUUUGAUUCCUUGGAACUACCACAGCUCUCGAUUCAGAGGACUGGAACAUAUUUACCGGCCAGGCUCGCUGCUGGAUUUAGCUUGACUCUGCUUGCAAUUGUGUUUUUCUGGGCAUCUCAGAAGACUUCCCGUACUACCACGAUAAUUGGCUUUUCAAAGCAACGAUAUCGCGCCUGGACCUAUCUAUUUGCCGGGCCCGGCAUCAUUCAGCAUGAGUUUCUCAAGUCUCUCGGGAAGCCUUUCGAGGUCCACGCUCCGGAUGUCCGUAUGGUCUUUGUGUCUUCGCCUGAGCAUAUCAAGGAACUCGACCGUGCUCCCGACACGGUGCUGUCCCUUAACGGCGCCGCAAAGCAUAUGCCUCAGCCUGUCUACACGAUGAACAGCUUCAACUGGUUUGACCGUCGAGGGGUUGAAGGCGUCGGCUUCGUCCGCACCCUUCGCACUCUCCUAACCAACCACUUGCCCCAGCUACUUCCGGAUCUUUCGUUGCUAGCACACUCACGCUGGGAAGAGUUGCUGUCCACCAAGCCCACAGUGAAUGGGGCGAUCAGCGCUCCCUUGUAUCCGAUGAUGGUCAACAUGGUCGUACUCUUGAAUGCCCGAUCUCUGUUCGGGGAAGAGCUCAUCAAGGACCAGCGUUUUAUGAAUUCGGCGCUGGGGUAUGUCGAGAAGACCUUGCUCAACACCGAGAUUGUCAAGCUGCUACCCAAGUUUCUCGCCCCCGCUGUAGGCGGCGCUCUGAGCUAUUGUCUUAAUUCUCACAAGACUUUUUUCAAGAGUUUGAUGCCAGCUACAGAACAGCGCAUUGCGGAAAAAGACCAAAGGAAUCUAGGCCAGUCAGCUCCACAGCGGAACGACUGCAUCCAGUGGAUCAUUGAUACUGCACCUAAACAAAACGCUUGGUCGGCUGAGCGGGUCAUUUACGAGCUGAUGGCCAUUUGGUUUGGUUCUGUUCAUAUUCUUUCAAUGACCAUUGUUUACGUCAUCCACGACCUUUGUCUCCAUCCUGAGUACAUCGAUCCGAUCCGACGUGAGCUGGAAGCCUCGUAUGACGAGUUCGAAAGAACAGGCCAUGGCCUGCCACUUCUUGACAGCUUCAUCAAGGAAUCAGCCCGCUUGACUCCGGUCGAGUCUAUGAGCGUCCGGCGCUGCGCUCUUCGUCCUUUCAGCAUGUCAGAUGGGACCAAGCUUGAAGUCGGGGAAUGGGCCUGCGCACCUGCCGGCGCCAUAAAUACCAGAGAAGACUAUUAUCCAUCCCCGAAAUCGUUCUCGGGCUUCCGCUUCGUGGAUCCAGCACUACUCGCCGCCGUCGAUGAGGACACAAAUCCGCCCGCAGCAAGGCAAGCAAAACACUCCAAGCUGACGGAUGUCGACCAUUCGUUCUUGAUGUGGGGUACUGGACGCAUGGCCUGUCCUGGCAGAUUCUACUCUGCCGCAUUCAUGAAGAUCAUUGUGGCUCAGCUCCUGAUGAACUACGACUUCACGCUUGCCAACCCCGAAGCUCCACGCUGGAUCUCCUGA
This is a messenger RNA of Clonostachys rhizophaga, 1560 nucleotides long. Lineage: Eukaryota; Fungi; Ascomycota; Sordariomycetes; Hypocreales; Bionectriaceae. The record is from the annotation of a GenBank genome assembly.